AUGUCGGACAGGCCAUCAUCUUCUUACACGGAACAUUUCCAUCUCCCACACACUCCAUUUCUCUGCUACUACUGCACCUCUAGCAUCACGUUGGUCUGCCCGCCUCCGGCGUCGGCGUUCGUUGAUGCCUGUGUUGUUGAUGUCGUGACUCUGGCGUCGGCGUUCGUUGAUGCCUGUCUUGUUAAUGUCGUGACUCUGGCGGCGGCGUUCGUUAUAUGCCUGUCUUGAUGUGGUGACUCUGGCGUCUCUUCGCGUUCUUUUCGAUGUUGACGGUCCUCCGCUCGGCGUACAAGAUGCGGUCCCGCUGGUUUCUCCGCAAGCGCUGUCUAUCUAUCGCAGUGUUCUUGUUGAUGCCCAUGUUGUUUGUGGGGACGAUGACUUCGCAGGUGGAUUGUGGGGUGGAGGUGGGUGUGUCUCGGGUGUCUUAUGGUCAUCUGUAA
Messenger RNA from Ectocarpus sp. CCAP 1310/34, 440 nucleotides. The record is from the annotation of a GenBank genome assembly. Lineage: Eukaryota; Phaeophyceae; Ectocarpales; Ectocarpaceae.